AGACGAUUUUCGUUAGAAGGGAAAGUUGCUCUGAUCACCGGCGGUAGCGGAAUCGGCGAGUGCACGGCGAGGCUCUUCUGUCAGCAUGGAGCGAAAGUAGUCAUCGCUGAUGUCCAAGACGAGCUCGGUAACUCCGUUUGCAGCGAUCUCGGCGGCGCUGCCUCUUUCAUUCAUUGCGAUGUCACGAAUGAAGACGAUGUCAGCAAAGCAGUCGACCACGCUGUGGAAAAGUUCGGGCAGCUCGAUAUCAUGUUCAACAACGCUGGUAUCACCGGUCCCGCAAUUCCCAGCACGGUUGACUACCCAAAAUCCGACUUCGAGCGAGUCCUCAGCAUCAACUUGACGGGCGCGUUCCUCGGCACGAAACACGCAGCCCGCGUCAUGAUCGCGCGCGCGCAGAGGCGCAUACGUCGCCACCAUCAGCGAUGGCGCGGGGCGACUUGAAAGGGGGUCAUCCUUAAGAAGGAGGACGUCGCGAAUGCGCUGCUGUUCUUGGCCAGUGACGAUUCGAGGUACGUUAGCGGGCAUAAUCUGGUGGUGGAUGGGGCCUUUUCGGUCGCGAAUGGGGGGAUUGAUGUGUUCAAGGGGAUGUGAUUUGGUCGUGGUUUAUGUUUUAAGCCAUUUAAAUAUGUGAGCUCAGCAAAUAUUAGCUGGUGUUGCUGCUAGCCACUUACAUUUUUAAGGUUGUUAAAUGAUUCUCCGCAGUAUGGUGAAAUAAUUGGAUUGAGGUGUGUUUGCCUAAACUGAUUGUUGCGCUACCAUAAACUGUUGUCCAUGUGUCGCCAUUAUUGGAUAGAUAUUU
Molecule: messenger RNA, 802 nt
Organism: Asparagus officinalis (garden asparagus)
Lineage: Eukaryota; Viridiplantae; Streptophyta; Magnoliopsida; Asparagales; Asparagaceae
Product: secoisolariciresinol dehydrogenase-like
Source: RefSeq, a predicted model, not a curated record